Gopherus flavomarginatus (Mexican gopher tortoise) is the source of this 604-nucleotide messenger RNA. It is a transcript of the gene NDUFB11, whose product is annotated as NADH:ubiquinone oxidoreductase subunit B11. Bases 97 to 552 code for a protein of 151 amino acids. The transcript has 3 exons. NCBI's taxonomy places the organism in Eukaryota, Metazoa, Chordata, Testudines, Testudinidae. The record is from RefSeq and is a predicted model, not a curated record.
CGCCUUGGACGCCCACUUCCUCCUUCCCCGCGGCCGCGCAGGGCGGGGUUUCCGGUUCCGCGCGCCGCUGUUGCCCGGGUUGCCCCCCCCAGGGGUAUGAUGGCGGCGCUGGGGCGGUGCGCGCGGCGCUUGCUGCUGCUGCGGGGCUUCCCGGCGCGCGGCGCUCGCGCGGGCUCGGGCCCGGGGGGCGUGGCCGCGGCUGCCGUUGUGACCCCGCCCCCCGCCGCGGCGGCCCCGCGCCAGCAGCACGAGGAGGAGGAGGAGGGGGACAUGGUGGCGGCGCUGCGCAAGAACCCUGACUACCAUGGCUUCGACGCAGACCCCGUGAUGGACGUGUGGAACAUGCGUCUGGCCUUCUUCUUCGGGAUCUCCCUCUGCAUCGUGGUGGGGGCCACCUUCCUGCACUACCUGCCGGAACACGGCAUGCGGAAGUGGGCGCGCCGGGAGGCCGAGCGGAUGGUGAAGGAACGGGAGCGGCUGGGGCUGCCUGUCCUGGACUCCAAUUACUUCAACCCCAGCAAGCUGGUGCUGCCGGCCGAGGACGAGGAGUGAGGGGGCUGGGUCGGCCCCCCAGGGCUGUGUGAAUAAACUGCUGAGCCACCUC